GGGCACGGGGCAAGAGAAAGCAGAACAAUUCACUGCCAGAUUGUGUUCUGCGCAGUGAAGACCAGUGCACCAAUGACAUGACGAUGAACUACACAGAUGAGAAAGGUCAGAUACCAAAGGCCACACACAUGAAAGGCAUCCUCUCCUGCUCUGACAACUGUGUGGGAGACAGCAUUACUUGCCAUGGACACAGUAUGGGCUGGAAUGCUUGUAUGAACUUCCACGAUUACCACAUCUGCUGGACACAGACCUCGAACAAGACAUCACUCUGUCAUGGACACCGUCAUAGACACCACCAAUGCCAAUGCACCCGUGUGUUUGACCAACCAGAAGAUCUUACAACAUCAGGCCUACCUGCAGUAAAAGAUGGUUUUCUGAUAUGCCUUUGUGUGGCAGUGCUUGUGCUUCUGUUCGGCCGAACAGCCCUCUUUCUCAAGCAACACUGGAGAAAUCGUCACAGUCAAGAAACACCACCUGCUCCCAGAGGCAGGAACACCAUGAACCCCGACCCUGAUUAUGAGGAGGUGGGGCUUCGAGUCCAUUCUUCAAUCUCCAGCUCCAGACCCCAAUCCACCUUUGACUUGGAGCAGGGGCACCUCCAUCCCCACCCAUCUGAUGACCGUGCCCAUGCCUUCCCCAUGGAGGAGGGGGCAAGGGGUCCUUGGCCAGGCGCACCCCUGGAGUCUACCGACGGUCCUGCAUACUUUGCUGUUGAGUUACCCAUGGCGCCAGAUGACGAACCUUCAUAUUCAACCGUCCGGCUAGAAAAACAGUGUGGCGACCCUACUUACUGUAAUGUUAGGUCACCUGUGAUAGAUUCUGAUGGCACCACAUACGCUGCAGUUAAAGUGCCCACAUCUCACCAUGUCCGUCCUGACGAUGAGGAUGAUGCAGAUUGUUGAACUCAUUUGUUAUGUCAUAUUGCAUGCAAGUGACUUCUGUAUAUAGGCCUACUGUGUGCAGUUGCAAUCUUGAUCACCAACCAAAGAAGAUUUGUGACCCU
Messenger RNA from Engraulis encrasicolus (European anchovy), 1003 nucleotides. RefSeq lists its product as uncharacterized. The transcript has 7 exons. NCBI's taxonomy places the organism in Eukaryota, Metazoa, Chordata, Actinopteri, Clupeiformes, Engraulidae. The record is from RefSeq and is a predicted model, not a curated record. Bases 78 to 902 code for a protein of 274 amino acids.